This is a messenger RNA of Cimex lectularius (bed bug), 1395 nucleotides long. Its product is annotated as transmembrane emp24 domain-containing protein 7-like. Gene Ontology annotation, biological process: intracellular protein transport; Golgi organization; endoplasmic reticulum to Golgi vesicle-mediated transport. The transcript is spliced from 3 exons. Bases 177 to 833 code for a protein of 218 amino acids. The record is from RefSeq and is a predicted model, not a curated record. NCBI's taxonomy places the organism in Eukaryota, Metazoa, Arthropoda, Insecta, Hemiptera, Cimicidae. Gene Ontology annotation, cellular component: endoplasmic reticulum-Golgi intermediate compartment; Golgi apparatus; COPII-coated ER to Golgi transport vesicle.
GGAACGGCUCACCGAAGCCGGCAGCGGUCGCGGCGGCUGAUAAAUGCGUCGGUGUUAUUCAGAUUUCCGGCCACGUUCUGGGAAUGGUGGAUUCGCGGAUUGUUUUCCGCCCCUGAUAACCGCCGCCUCUCGCUUCUCCGCCGGACGCUCAUCUUCGACGGAUGCCAAGUUAGCAAAUGACCCUUCGUCGAUGCCGUGGAGAGAUGGCAUUCCCGAGAUUACACCUGAUAUUCGUAAUCUUCGCUUGCGCCCGUUUAGCCGCCUCGGUCGAGCUCAACUUCGAAUUACCUGAUAAUGCGAAAGAAUGCUUCUUUGAAGUCAUUCCCAAAAAUACAACCUGCACCUUAGAAUACCAGGUAGUUACUGGAGGGUCUUACGAUGUCGACGUUAUUAUGCAGGCACCGAAUAAAGAGUUAAUCUAUCGUCGACAGAAGUCCCAGUAUGAUACGCAUACGUUUGUCACCACCCAAUCUGGUGAGUAUGCAAUCUGCUUCAGCAAUGAAUUCUCAUCCUACUCCAACAAAAUGGUCUAUAUGGACCUCCAGGUCGGAGAAGAACCACGGCUCCCUGGGAUGAGCCACACCACCGUCAUGACACAAAUGGAGACAUCAGCUGAAAUUGUACAUAAGGCUCUGGUGACAAUCUCCGACUACCAAACCCACCACCGUCUUCGAGAGGCCCAAGGCAGAAAAAGGGCAGAAGAAUUGAACGAAACAGUCUUCUGGAUUUCGUUCAUGGAAACGAGCUGCAUUCUCAUCAUCAGCUUUGGACAAAUCUGCGUCCUUAAAAAUUUCUUUUCUGAAAAAAGGCCAAACCAGUUUGGAAGAAAAUAGUGUUGUUGUUUUUGUAUUUAAAAGAGAUAAAAAAAAAUUAAAAAGAAUAUUAAAAAAAUCCAUUAUUUUUAAAAAUUGUCCAUUCUAUAAAUAAUGUUUUAUUAAAUUAAAUUAUUUAAAAAAACCUCUACUUUUGAUAAUUUUUGUGUCGUAAAAGUGUUGCAUAUUUAGUUUUACACUUUUUUUGUGGGAGUACUUUUUUUCUUCAGAAAAACAGUUUUCCCUCGCUCUAUUUUCCACAGAAUUAUGAAAAUUGUUACUUUUGUAAAUGAUUUUUAACGUAAUGGUGUACAGUUUUAGGGUAAUAGUCACAAUUUAAUUUAUUUAUGUAUAAAAAAAAUGUAUGUUUUACUACAAAAUUGUCGUCCUUUUUCAAAUAAUACUGGUGAGAAAUUUCUUUCUAAUAUAUCAAAAGGGAAUGUGAUGUGCUUUCGAGUGAAGUAUGCGAGUGAGAUGUAAAAGAAUUUUUAGAAUAAACUAAAAAAAAAAAAAAAAAAGCCUGGUAUCUUACUUGCUAUUCCCCAAUUUUUAAGCUAAUUUUGUUAUAGUUCGUCAUUUGUAC